Paramecium sonneborni is the source of this 142-nucleotide messenger RNA. Lineage: Eukaryota; Ciliophora; Oligohymenophorea; Peniculida; Parameciidae. The record is from the annotation of a GenBank genome assembly.
AUGAAAUAAAAUAAUAUUAUUCGACAUGGUUGUUCUUAACUUCCAACACUCUAUCAAUCACUAACUUACUUGCUUUACUUUCCAAAUAUUUUAAACUGCUUUCUUUAAAUAUCUUUACUUGAUGAAUCAGUAAAAGUAUGAU